This is a messenger RNA of Harpegnathos saltator (Jerdon's jumping ant), 4007 nucleotides long. RefSeq names its product protein MMS22-like. The transcript is spliced from 20 exons. Gene Ontology annotation, cellular component: nuclear replication fork. The record is from RefSeq and is a predicted model, not a curated record. Gene Ontology annotation, biological process: replication fork processing; double-strand break repair via homologous recombination. NCBI's taxonomy places the organism in Eukaryota, Metazoa, Arthropoda, Insecta, Hymenoptera, Formicidae. The coding region runs from base 300 to 3743 and encodes 1147 amino acids.
AUCUUCGACUCGUGCUCUCGAACGAGAUUUGUAAACAACAACGUGAACCUCAUCUCGCGAGUUCUCGAUCUCGCUGUUUCUCGAUCUCUCUCACGGUCUCGAUCAGUCUCGGUGAUCGAGACAACGAGUCACGGAGAAUGCCGCCAAAGUGCGCGAAAAAUCAUGUGCUAACGAGGAGAGUGUGAGUGCUUUCUCAGAAUCCGGAAUCUUUGUCGAAAUCGUUUAAAUGCAAUUUAGAUCAGUGGUCGGAUCGAGACGCGAAUCCUGCAGCCUUAAUCAGUAAACUGACAAUCUUAUAGAUGAACUUGGAUGCUAUUUGUGACUGCGGGGGUAAAGUCAAUGUUAACGACUGGCAACUGAACAGAGGUGGUUUGUUUUAUCACAAAGAAGUGGAUAAUGUGCUUUUCCUGCAAACAGACUAUCCCUUCUCUCUCACAGAAGUUAGCCUCUUCAAUUGCGCCAUGCCUGGAGCCAUAGCUGUGAUGAAUCUUCAGCAUCUCAUUAAUUGCAUGGAGAUGCAAUUAAAGAUAUUACGUCGACACGAUAAGCCUGUUACAAUAUCUGGAAUAUGCAAUGAUCGUGAUUAUUUCUCUGUAAGGAAGAUGGUCUGUGAAUUCAUUUUAUAUUUUCGUACAUAUAUGAAUAGCAUUAGAUGGGAUCUUAGCACAUUGGAAGCAGCAAUACCUGAAAUCAAUAAGGAUAUAGAUACCUUAUUUGACUCCAUCAAGCGCUUUUUCAGCACAUUACGUACUUUUCCAGAUUCUACUUUACUAUACGCAGCUUCUAACAUUGGCAAUAAGUGUAAACAACCAGAGUUUCAUAUGUAUCAUAUACAUAUAGAGUUGAGAUGGUUCUUUAUCACAUUGAUAUAUGCAAGAACCACGUGGUACCAAUAUUCAAUACACACACAGUUGGAAGAGCUUGAAAAUACUUUUGCAAUAGUCAUCAGUGAUUUGAUAUACGCUGCUUUGAAAGUAUUUGAAAGGCUAUCCUUGAAUUGGACCAUGGAUCUUACACAGAAAACACCGUACAACUGUACAUGUAUACGGGAAUUAUGGUUGAUGCUUCAAAUAUUCAUCGAUAGCUUGGAAGAAAGAUUGAAAACCAAGGUAUUUUGGGAUCAUGUAAAUAUUUGUAUCGAUAAAGUAUUAAACAAAAAUCAAACUCAAGAGAUGUCUUGGCACAAAACUAUGGAUUCUUCUUUGCCAGACUGUAAAAAUUCCGAACUGUUCUGCAUCUGGAUAAUAUACCACUUGUCUCUGUUGUAUGGAUACAGUAACGACGGUGUAUACUUACAAUUUAUUUCAUCAAGGAUUAGAUCUAAUUACGAGCAAGUUGAGAAAAUUCUUAAAGUAUACGUCUGCAAAGGCGGAAAAGAUGGCGAGAGGGAUGAACUUGAUACUGAGCUGAAAAUUAUAAUACCGUUAUUACACGAUCUCAUUAUUAACUGGUGGCAGCCGCGAAUAUCGGUUAUAUCUUUCCUCUGGGACUGCUUCCACAAGAGAUUGGAUCAGCCGUUCCUCCAGCAAACUUCUGGACCUUGGGCUCUGUCUGUUGAAAAAAAAACUGCCGCGGAUAUUUUGAAACAGAGCAACGAUAGAAUUGAUGGCAAAUUCGAGCAGACUAAGGAAUCUAGCUACAGUCUGUUCUUGUAUCUGUUAGGCACCUUUUUGAAGAAGUACAGCAAGACAGAUGUAAAAUAUUGGAAUCAGGUCAAGGGUCGCGUGUAUACGAAAUUUUCAAAAAGCAAAGUCGAGGAAUUCUCCGAGAGUGGCUUGUACAAUUUCAUAUCCUUAUUUAUUACUUUAGCCGUCUCUGCAGAUACUACCAAUGUAUGCUUAACAAUGCUGGAACUCUUACCAUCUACACACGAGGCAAAUAAUGAAAACAAUAGGAAAUACAAUCUAGUUUGGAAGGGGAAACUGACGUGUUUACUGUUGUUCAGUGAAAAAGGAUUGUCGUUUGAUCCUAUAAUUGGCUACUUUACAGAAACUAUCAACUUGAUAAGUUGCCGUAAGGAUGAAAUAUCUCGCUCCAUGAUGACAAACUUCGUCGACGUAUUAAAUAAGAUUUUAACAGACAACGAGAAAAUGGAUCUGGGAGAACAUCAUUUUGUUGGCGGCUGGAUUGAUCGUUAUCUCUUAGAAUGCCCGAAAAAUAGAAUCAGUACUUUACUCGUGAUGCUCGUCAAUGUUUUCGAGAUGUGCGUCACUUUACAAGUCUGUGGCAAUUCAGAUGGUGCCAGGAAAAUGUUAGAUGCAUUGUGGUGUUUCGUUGCUUCUAGAGUUCGUCAGCUUGUCUUUGAUCCCGUUCUUACCGGUGAUAAUUACAAGAACAUAUCCAAGCUAGCUGUUAUAUUCACGCUAGAGGCAGUCAGAGAUUCAAGCACUGCUAAGAAAUAUAAACAUUCAGCAGUGUCUUUGUUUCAGCAUUUCGCAGCGUCGAUAUUUGUUAAAGAUAUAAGGAUCACUCAGUGUUAUUUAACGUUGAUUCUCGAGGACAGCCAGGCUGUGCAAAACUUGAAAAAGGAAAUCCCAAAUUUUGAUACCAUUCUCAUUCAAGCCUGGAUAAAAUGUUCUAUUGUUGGUUACGGCACAUACAAGGAAGAGCUAAAGAUCCUGCAACAUUACAUCACCGGUCUCGAUGAGAUUAAAGAAAUAUUUAUAUCGGAUAAUGAUCUGCAAGAAUUUCGAAAUAACAGCAAUGAGCCCAUUUUAACGUUCAUCAUAUCAUUCAUGAAAAAGCAGAAUCUCUUAAAGUCUGAACAAGAGAAAAUCCAGCAUACUGGAAAAUGUAAGGCAUACUUCAAGAAUUUGGAGAAAUGGGUCCUAUUACCCAUAACGGAAGAGACAAAAGACUCGGAAGUCGCAUUUUGGAUUUACAGAUGUCUCGGAACGUUGAUACUCUGCAUCUCACCGACAUUGUACACCAAAAAUCAACCGAACGAUAUGUUGAGAACGCUCGUGAACAAAGUUAUACUUGUACCUGAGAAUUCGACACAGCCAUACAUAAAACAAUUGGGAAAAAAAAUAUUCUCCAUGGUGAUACUCGGUCUAGAGAAAUUGAACAUUAAAGGUGACAUAUUACUGCAAGCGAUGAUACGAGAUAUCUUCGAUCAGUACCUGCCGAUUUUGAUAACCGAGAUUAAUAACGGUGGCAAUUUUCGAGUUUCCGAUAUGUUACUGAAGUGUUUCAAGGAAGCAAAGUGCGAAUUCAUGCGCUCAAUCUUUGAGACGCUGAUGUCGAAUUUUUAUAAUAUAUCGUCCGACAAUGUCAUGCAUAAACACUCCAAUUUGAUAACUUGGCUUAUCAAGACACUGCUUAAAGAAGGGAAAAAGUAUCCCAAGUAUACUGUGGAACACAUUGUUCAGAUUUGUUCUCCACACAUCUUUGGGUGCUACGUGAAAGUUCACGAUCAUCACCCACACAAAUUGCACACCAUUGACUUCAUCAGCGAUGUAGUCAAGAGCCCUUACUAUGAAGAAGAUAGAAUAAUCAGAGAAAAAUUCCAGGCUGCCGUCUCUACUAUGGUGCAGAAAUACUUAACGCUAAAUACGCAACCUACGUUCGAGUUUAUACGAUCGGUCUUGCCGAUAAAAAAAGAUAUGAUAAUCAGUUUGUUCCCGCAAAUUGAGACUGUUGUAUCGCAGGCAGAACAAUACCGCCGACACAACGCGGUGUCCUUGAGGUUCAUGUGGAAUCAGUUGAAGAAACACAUGCUGAAUAUGAACAACAGAUCGUGAUAAGGUUCAAAAUUUAUUAAUAAGCGCUAAAUAUCUUCUCAAUAAUGACGAUUUGGAUCUGCUAUAAAUACUCUCAGAUUCAUUGGUAAUUCAAGAUGCUGUUUGAUUUUAUGGAUACGUAACCAUGUUCGUAAGCAGAAACACUUAAAUUCACCUAGUAUCAAGUUAAAAUGUACAUAGCAAUGAAAUGAAGUGAAAUUAUAUGUGUAUAUGUAUACAUAUGUAUAUCUAUAUACAUAUACAUAUUUACAUACAUACAUACAC